This is a messenger RNA of Pocillopora verrucosa, 1604 nucleotides long. Lineage: Eukaryota; Metazoa; Cnidaria; Anthozoa; Scleractinia; Pocilloporidae. The record is from RefSeq and is a predicted model, not a curated record.
GAUGGAACCCACCUGGCCAAGACUGUGGCAACUCUGAAUCCAGAAACUACAUUGUUCAUUGUAGCAUCAAAGACAUUCACCACCAUAGAGACCAUUACAAAUGCAAAAUCAGCAAGGGACUGGUUGCUGAAAGAGUUGAAGGAUAAUUCAGCGGUAGCGAAGCAUUUCAUCGCUCUUUCUACAAAUGAGGUGGAAGUCACUAAAUUUGGAAUAGACAAGAAAAACAUGUUUGCAUUUUGGGAUUGGGUUGGAGGACGAUAUUCUCUUUGGUCUGCCAUUGGAAUGUCAAUUGCUGUUUACAUUGGAAUGGAUAACUUUGAAGCCCUUCUUGCUGGGGCUCAUGCUAUGGAUAAUCACUUUUGUUCCACUCCUUUGGAGAAAAAUAUUCCAGUAAUCCUGGGAAUGUUAGGAGUUUGGUACAACAACUUCUUUGGUGCUCAGACACAUGGCCUUUUUCCAUAUGAUCAGUACAUGCACCGUUUUGCAGCCUAUUUUCAGCAGGGUGACAUGGAAUCCAAUGGAAAGUAUGUAACACGUAGUGGUGCGCAUGUCAACUACUCCACCGGACCCAUUGUGUGGGGAGAGCCUGGGACUAACGGGCAACACGCAUUCUAUCAGCUUAUCCAUCAAGGAACAAAGAUUAUUCCAGCAGAUUUCUUGGCUCCUGUUGAGACUCAGAAUCCUAUAAGUGGUGGAUUGCAUCACAAGAUUCUUUUGGCUAAUUUUCUGGCUCAACCAGAAGCUCUAAUGAAAGGGAAGACAAGCGACGAGGCUCGUGCUGAGCUGGAGAAGAGUGGAAAGUCUGGAGAUACAUUGGAGAAGAUUUUACCCCACAAGGUGUUUAUGGGUAACAAACCCACUAAUUCCAUUCUGUUCCAAAAACUUACUCCAUUCAUUCUUGGUGCCUUGCUUGCCAUGUAUGAACACAAGAUAUUUUGUCAGGGAGUAGUCUGGGAUAUAAACUCCUUUGACCAGUGGGGAGUUGAAUUAGGCAAACAGCUUGCUAAAGCAAUUCAGCCGGAGUUGGAGGGCCCUGAACCAGUGACGUCACACGAUUCUUCAACAAAUGGGCUUAUUAACUACAUAAAAAAACACUCCACCAAGUAAUGCUGGCUUGGAAGGAAUGUCAGCAAGGGCUCAAUUGUUUGUAUUUAAGUUGCAGUUAGCGAUGGAGAAUGUCAUGCAUGAAAUUUUUAUGAACCUGCAAAGUAAAUAACGUGAAUCUUAAAAUAAUUGCUCAAAGCACUGCAGUAGCUAUCUCAAUGGUGUAGUCGCUGGACCACGCGUCUCACUUCGUCCACUUUGUUUGCAUGUUCAAUUCAGUUUUAGCGCGAGUUUUGAGUGGUGCCUCGAGGCUUCUGGUAGAUCACAAGGGACAAGACACAGGAACUUCUCAGCAAGUUUCAACAUAUUCAUUGAUAGAUUACGAGUGGACACUAUAGUUGACGUGUAAACUAGGCAAGUUAUAUAAUUUUGGCGAAGCCGUUGAAGCCUACAAGGUGUGGAAAGUUGCAACGUAUAAGUUGUAAAAUAAAAAAAAAUGAGACUCUAAAGUUUCGUAAAGUACUUAAAGUUGUUAUUUCUGUUAGACCGCAAAUAAAACU